ACACACACACACAAACCCGAUAUAGUGACUUAAAGCUUCUCCCCUCAGUCAUCCUCUUCCUCUGUUUCUUCAUCUUGUCUGUCUGUGUAACCCUUGAGCCUGUAUUGUCUCCAUCUGCCUCUGCAGUAUAAAUUCACCAGCAGUGUGCUCGGCCUCACUGCCUGCUCACACACCUGUAGCUACACAUCUGAGAGUGUGAUUUUGUUUGGGUUUUAUUCAUAUUUAGAAGAGAUCAUAACCAUUUUGGACAUCCUGACAGACUUGGGCCAAUCCCAUCGUUUUAUAUCAGUGAUAGGGCUUUUGCAGUCGAUUGUGUUACAUUGGGUGAAGAUACUGCGAGUUCCUUGCAGAGAGGCGUAUACAUUUGGCAAGAUUACAAAGCGUGAACGCUUCUAAGGCCAUAGACCUUGGAAGCACGUUGAAGAGAAAACAUGAGUUCACCAGUGUCACUGAAGGCACAGCAAAAGCAGCGUGCGCAUCGAAAGUCAUCCAAGCCGUUGAUGGAGCGCCGCCGUCGCGCGCGCAUCAAUGCGUGUCUUGCACAAUUGCACGUUUUGCUUGCGCGGGCCCGUAUCACACAGACUUGUCGACGUUCAAGGUUGGAAAAAGCAGAUAUUCUCGAAAUGACUGUUCGUCACCUUAAGUCCAUUACCUCUCAAAAUACAGAUGCGACACUAUGGAGCCGAUUCUACUCUGGUUACACCGAUUGCACACGAGAGGUCUCGCGUUUCCUGAGUAUUUCCGGCGCACAUCAAUGGAGAUCUGCAUUUCUCCAACCUGGGUAGCAAAGGGACCUCUCUGUUCCGCGUUGAACCCCGCGUGUUCCCAGGGUUUGCUGCCACGAGUGCGUUCCGAAGACAGUACAACAGCAAAAGCAAUUUCACGAGCGGUGCCUUCAGUGAUGAAAACAGAACAUAAACCUGAACUAGGUGGCAUUAAUGUAUGGAGACCGUGGUGACGGAAUCCAAAUGUGGACUGGUUUGACUGGAGGGUAAUAAUUCAUAUGCAUCAGUGUACGUUAAUGUUCUAAUUAUAUAUUCAUCAAAUAUGUGAUGGAUUUGAUAACUAAAUAUGUGAUGGAUUUGAGUUUGCAAGUAAUUUUGCCUUAAACAAUUUGUGUAA
Molecule: messenger RNA, 1122 nt
Organism: Alosa alosa (allis shad)
Lineage: Eukaryota; Metazoa; Chordata; Actinopteri; Clupeiformes; Clupeidae
Product: transcription factor HES-4
Exons: 5
Coding region: 432-785 (117 amino acids)
Biological process (GO): anterior/posterior pattern specification; regulation of transcription by RNA polymerase II; regulation of neurogenesis
Cellular component (GO): nucleus
Molecular function (GO): protein dimerization activity; DNA-binding transcription factor activity, RNA polymerase II-specific; RNA polymerase II cis-regulatory region sequence-specific DNA binding
Source: RefSeq, a predicted model, not a curated record